AAGAUAUGUCGUCCAGGAGUUGCUGAGGCAUCGUUGAACUGCAUUUUUGAGUGGAAUCUGGGCGAGUUUGAGCACCCAGAGGAGACCUAUCGUGGUGCUCAGUUUUUCAGAGGUUCACUGCACUCCCUCACUGGCGCAGGCCGAAUGAACGGGUAUGAGUCUUACUGGGAACAUCAUUACCCUGCACACGGUGAAAUGUUUUUAAUAUCUCACUUGGAUUUGAGGAAAAAUACGACGGCAACGUGGUAUGACGGGUCAGACUAUGCUGAGGCUAACCCUGAAACACCUCAUGCUGCAUUCGGCAUUGUCUGUGAGGUGCAGGACGGAUUUAUUAAGACAACGACGAAAGUGGUGGUGUCGUGGUCACUGGAACAGUUGUACAUCAUUCUUGCCGUAUUGCUGCCGCUUUUCGCUCUGCUUGCACUACUUAUUAUCAUCAUCUUCUGUUGUUGCCGCCGUCGUACCAAUGAUCAAUCUAGGUGGGUGACGCCCAUGGUAUUGCGAGAGAUGAACGGUAAUCCGUUGAAUGGAACACAACAGAAGCAGCAGCCCGGUUCGGGUUCCGCUGGGGACCCCAUUGUUCCCAUGAGUCCUCCCCGUAAGCAGCAGCAUGUGCCGCAGCAAAAUUCCCGGGUGUUACCUCCAAAACGUGCAGUACCUGCUGAGCCCAUGCCACGCCUACCACGCUGCCUCAAAUGUUUCCCAAUUGUUCAGCCUGACCAAAAACCAUAG
This is a messenger RNA of Trypanosoma rangeli, 732 nucleotides long. RefSeq lists its product as uncharacterized. The record is from RefSeq and is a predicted model, not a curated record. The transcript has a single exon. Lineage: Eukaryota; Euglenozoa; Kinetoplastea; Trypanosomatida; Trypanosomatidae. The annotation marks the transcript as partial.